UGCGUCAACAGACAUACGUGUUAUUACGUCCGUUAACGGGCGAACACGCUCGGACGUUUGAAAGCUAGUCAACGCAGUUGACAUGUUCGGACGUUCGUUAACGCGUUUGGACGUGACGAAACAACUAAAACCAAAUGGCAACUCGUCAUUUUACAAGGGGUUAAACAAAUACGACAUAACAGGUUCAUUUGUAAGCUUUCGAGGUGUUGUGUUGGUGUAAUGGAAAGUGUUUCAGCACAAGGCACUGAGGAUGAAGUUGUUAUUCCUGGACAGUGUUCUUGAGAGCUGGAGGAAAAAAGAAGUCUUCUUUUUGGGCUCUAAUGCUGUGAAAGACUGGUUUUUCCUGUCGCAGCUAAGAAGAGUAAACAACAAUGUCCACCAGCGAGCGUUUCGACUGCCAUUACUGCAAAGACUCCCUGCUGGGGAAGAAGUACAUAAUGAAAGAGGACACGCAGUACUGCACUAAGUGCUACGAGAACCUGUUCGCUAACUGCUGUGAGGGAUGCUCUUUACCAAUUGGCUGUAAUUGCAAGGACCUGUCCUAUAAGGAUCGCCACUGGCAUGAGCAGUGCUUCAAGUGUGCCAAGUGCAGCCGCUCUCUGGUGGAAAAGGCCUUUGCAGCCAAGGAUGAUUUGUUGCUCUGCACUGAAUGCUACGCCCAUGAUUAUUCCUCCAAGUGCAGCACCUGCAAGAAAACUGUCAUGCCAGGUUCCCGCAAAAUGGAAUACAAGGGGAACAGCUGGCAUGAGACCUGCUUCCUGUGCCACCGCUGCCAGCAGCCAAUAGGAACCAAGUCCUUCAUCCCCAAAGACACCGGCUACUUCUGUGUGCCCUGCUUUGAAAAGCAGUUUGCCUACCAGUGCUGUGCUUGUAAGAAGGCCAUCACAACAGGUGGAGUGACCUACCAAGACAAGCCCUGGCACCGCGAGUGCUUCCUAUGCAUCGGCUGCAGAAAGCAGCUGUCGGGUCAGCGCUUCACCUCCAGGGAAAAUUACCCCUACUGCCUCGAAUGUUUCAGCAACCUGUAUGCGAAGAAGUGUGUGGGCUGCACCAAGCCCAUCACCAGUCUGGCAGGGGCCAAGUACAUCUCUUUUGAGGAGCGCCAGUGGCACAGCGAGUGUUUCACCUGCAUGCAGUGCUCCGUGUCACUGGUGGGACGCGGCUUCCUCACCCAGCGCGACAACAUCUUGUGCACCGACUGUGGCAGGGAGAAGUGACCUUUCCAUGAGGGGUCACCGCUUAAUCCAAGUAACAACAGGAUACAGAUACAGAUACUGUAGAUUCAUGAAUAUUUCUUGUUCACAUGUCUGAUGCAUAAACAAACUCUGAAUGUCAAAUGCUUAUUUUAAUGUUAAAAAUUACCUUUAGGUAUUUUCAAAUUGCCCACACAUACCCUGCAUACACAAAAAGAUAAACAUGCAUCUCUAAACUUAGAGCACCAUAUGUGCUAUUGUUGAUGAAUGUUUUCUUUGAUUUCCCCGACACACACUUUUACUUUUGACAGACAUAAAGUGAUGUUGCAAUUAAUGUCAAUUAAUGGAUUAGUCAAUUGACAGAGGAAAGUCCUAAGUUGCAGCCCUAAAGCAUAUUUCCUGUUAACAAAAGGUCAGGUUUGAUAAUACAUAUAUUUCUGCUCUAUGCUUAGUGUACAUUCGCUAUGAAAAAUAUGAUUCAUGCUGAGAAAAUAUGCAUGAUUUAUGCUUCUCUCAUGUGGAAUACCUGGCAUACUAAAGGUUGUUCCAAUAAAAACCUUUCUAUGUA
Molecule: messenger RNA, 1761 nt
Organism: Lates calcarifer (barramundi perch)
Lineage: Eukaryota; Metazoa; Chordata; Actinopteri; Centropomidae
Gene: fhl5
Product: four and a half LIM domains 5
Exons: 7
Coding region: 372-1217 (281 amino acids)
Cellular component (GO): nucleus; Z disc
Molecular function (GO): transcription coregulator activity
Source: RefSeq, a predicted model, not a curated record